AUGCACAAACUGAUUCACCACCCUGCCAUUGCCAUUAGCAACGAACGAAUUCACAGUAUCAUCAAACGGCUUUCAAGUUUGGAAGACUCGCUCGCCGAUGUCACCUCGUUAGCUGCAGCAUCCAAAUCGAGCCCAUGCAGUCGCGGCAUUGCUCCCGCGAAUGAGGCCUCGAAGCCUAUCUCUAGCUUAUCAUCUAACUCUAGUACUACAUUGGCGCACAACAAGACAGGGUAUCCAUUAUGCAAUGACGAGGCCUCUCUCCAUAGGACCACGCAUCUGCACUAUACAAAUGGUGCCUUACCCAGCGACAACGACUUGAGCUCACUGGCGAUAGAGGGUUUGGAACCUACCUCUCUAUACCCGCCAUGCUUGGAAGCUCGAUCUUUCCUUCUGGAUCAACUGAGAGACAACGGACCUUCCGGCACUAGCCGGCGUAUUGUUCUCGAGUCUGCUCUUUCCUUCGUCGAGCGAAUGCCCAAUCGGGAAUCCGUUGCUAGAGGUCAAACCCCACAGGACCCCGAUACGCGAGUGAGUGUCGCUAGUUUGUUUGAAGAGCCUCCUAUUACGGUUGACCUUUUAUACACCAUGCUUAACGACGAUGCUAAGGCCUCACAAAGAGCCUAUCUCUAUGAAUACACUUUCUGUAUCCGCCCUCUCACACUGCAGAAGAUGGCCUUUGCGCUUCUCGAGAAAGAUGGAAAUGAACAGACCUUGCUUCAGUACACUGUGUGUGUGCACUGUAAAGCUUAUUGCUACAUCGCAUCUCUUCCACUUUCCACUCAGAGUCUACAAAUGCAAAGACAUCUACGGCAGAAAGCUCAGAGGCAUAUGGAUAGCGCAAUAGCUGCACUAGACUGCCUUAGUCUCAGUCUCAAACCAAGUCUGCUAUUUAUGCAGACGCUACUCGCUGGUGGCAUUUUAUCCCAAUACCAAGGGGACACGGCCAAAUGUUGGACCCUGAUCGCUCAUGCCUCAACUAUUUGCAAGGCACUUGGCUGGCACGAUCCCACUAGCUUCACAUUCGAUCCGCAGAAUGAGGCUGAGUCGGAAAUUUUUGCAGCCGUGCACCAAUGUUACGUGCUUGAUAAGUCUAUCUCCAUGAAACACAAUAGACCUGUUUCUCUGCCGGGUUUAGGCUAUCUAUCUAGUUUAUCGGAAACUCGUUUCGUUGGAGGGCCUUUCUCAGUCGUCAUCAAGGCUAGUCUACUUCACGCACAGAUCCAGGACAAAAUCAUCCAACAAUUGCAGUCAAAUUCUCACCUUAGCGAAACUGAUCGCGUUGCGAUUGUCACAUCACUUUCAGAGGAAUUAAGUGUUUUGAGGUCUGAAUAUGACCAGGUCAGAUCUCAGCCGGGCAAUGCUGGCGAUCGUUACCUUCAUCAACAAUUUAUUGCUUUGGAUUUUACACAUUACUCUCUACUGACCGUGAUUUGCCGAUAUGACCCUUCCAUCAACACGGCUGCCGAGUCACGAGAGAAGUGUUUGUUGUACGCGCGUGAGGCCCUUCUUUCCGUAAAAUGGCUACGAAACCGACGAGAAGGAUCUGAUCAAGGCUCGGAAUUCUGUUCUGUAUUCAUUACGUGGAGCAUGCUGAUGUUCCCACUGAGCCCUUACUACAUCAUCUUUUGUAAUGUUGUCGCGACAUCGCACAGGCAGGACUUCCAGCUCUUGUCGGACAUUGUGGAGAUUCUGGCAGGGGUCCCUGACAUUAACUCCUCUAUCUGCCAGUUGCACAACCUAUGCUCCAUGCUUGUAAAUUUAUGCAAGUCAUUGAUGAACUCUAGGGAUGGAACCAAGGGUGUCCCACCAGUGCUAACUCAAACACCUAUCACUAAUAGUGACAUGUCUAUUGGGCUGAACUCCUUCAAUACGGCCGGCUCAGAAAUAGAGGCCCCGAGCGGUCAUCAGCAUUUGCCGAUAUUUGGUCGGGGUAUGGAUUGGUCCUCUCCCCAUUCUGUCGCGAGGAAAGAGGAAUCAUGCCCGACGGCCCCCGCCCCCAUCAGCGGAGAGAACAUUCCCACCUGGAACGAAGACAUUCUAUGGCAGCUGUUUGACAUGCAGCCCUCCUUGGAAUGUUUGGAGAGGGAUACACUUCCAGCAAUGAGUGACUUGACAUGA
Messenger RNA from Penicillium egyptiacum, 2118 nucleotides. The record is from the annotation of a GenBank genome assembly. NCBI's taxonomy places the organism in Eukaryota, Fungi, Ascomycota, Eurotiomycetes, Eurotiales, Aspergillaceae.